Molecule: messenger RNA, 3167 nt
Organism: Cladocopium goreaui
Lineage: Eukaryota; Dinophyceae; Suessiales; Symbiodiniaceae
Source: the annotation of a GenBank genome assembly
AACUGCAACAGAAACGCAUGUCGGAGAUGGACCCUGUGAAUCAUGUGAAUGCAAAUCAAACGUCAAGGUGUGCCCGAUGACCUCCGUAGCUGGUCAAAACGAUUGGGACAAAAGGAUCAAACAAUUGAAGGCGUUCGUGAAUUAUUGAGCGAUGUGGAGGUUUCCCGAUUGCAACUCAACAUCAUCGUGGCGAACGCCGGUGUUGGUGCUCUGGCGCGACAAACUGCAUGGAGAGAGACCCUCGAAAAAUUGAUUGAAAUUCGCUGCAGGAGUCUUGAGUUGACCCAGAUUAGUUUUGGUUCUUCCUUGGUUGCAUUUGGUGAAUCGGCAACCAUUGGAUCAAGAUGGCCAACGGCAACACAGAUAUUGAUGGAUAUGGAAAAAAUCUGGAACAUGGUUCCGAGUAUUAUUUGCUGGAACUCAUGUAUUUCAUCAAUGCGAAGUUGGUUCCAAGCGGAACUUCUUCUGCACAGGAUUCCGAGCAUGGGUUGUACGCCCGAUUGCAUUUCUUACAAUGCAGCAGCUGCAACUUCACCUUGGCGUCGGUCAAUAUUGGAGCUGAUCAAGAUGCGGAGUGCUCGAGUGAGGCCAAGUGUGGUGACAUACAACACCCUUCUGCAUACUUGCCAGGGCAGCCAUGCGCAAGUUGCUCGAACUCUGCUGAAUUGCAUGAACGACGACAGACUUGAGCCAGAUGUGAUAACAGUGAACUCUGCCAUUGGCGCCAGUCAUGAUGAUUGGCCUGCUGGUCUUCAAUACUUGCGCGAGCUACAGGGUCAGACGGCUAUGAGCGCUGGAAACGCCUUGAAGGCCCUGGCCUCUGCUGUUCAAUGGCGGCAAGGACUACACAUUCUCGCAUUUUUGCAGCGUCGCAGCACAGUCAAUGCAGUAGUGUCGACAACUGCGUUCCAGUUGGCUGCUAAUGCACCUCAGGCCGACCUUGUGCAUGGGCUGCUGGAAGAUAUCCAGGCAUGGCGUUUGCAACUCUCCCUUCGCUGUGGCAAUGCAAUGCUUCGUGCGCUGAAAACCUGGCCUGCAGCUCUGCAUCGAUUGGCAGGCCAGUCAUCCCAGAGCCUUGCUCCAGAUGAAGUGUCCCACAACAGCGUUUGCGUCCAUAUGGCUGAUGCGGCAUGCUGGUUGCACGUCCUUCAAUUGUUCACCCAGCAGAGGCACCUUUGCCUGCAAGUUGACGUGAUGGGAUGUGGUAGUGGCAUCACAGCCUUCGCCACAUGUCUCGUGCCUUUGUGGCGGGACGCCUUGACGAUGAUGAACUUUAUGCGCUGUUCCUUGAUCUCUGCAGAGGUGAUGAACCACAAUUCUUUGAUCUCUGCUUUGCGAAUGGAUGGGCAGUGGCGGCGGGCAGUUCUCCCACAACUGCCCGAUGCAGUGACCACAGGAGCCAUUCUCUCAGCGCACCUGCAGGAUUCUGAUUGGCAGCGAGCUGUUGGUACCUUGAACUGGGCAGGAGGCUGCAGACUGGAUGUCGAUGCUGCUGGAGUGGAGGCUGCAGCUAUGAGUUGUGGUCGUGAAGGACGGUGGUGCACUGCACUAGCAUUGAAGAGCACUGCUCUGCAAGGGUUGCCCUGGCAGAGAGCAUUGGUUCUAUCGCCAGUCACGCUGGAGACUGCAAUGGCUGGUAUGCAGGCUUGCGUUUCGGAAGAGGCCUGGCAAAGGGCCCUGGCUAUGUGCUCACGGAUUCCUUGCGACAACGACGUUCCGCUGUUAACGAUGAAGCUCCAGGCCUUUCAGGUUGGUUUCCAGAGCUUUUGGGCCUCCUCCACCUUGGCUCAGCUGCAUGGUGCUGGUCUUCGCCAUGUUCAAAGCCUCCGAUGACCAGCGGAGCAGCAUACAGGUCAUAUCAGCAAAUAUGGUGGACGUUGAAGCCGGAGGUGCAUCAGCAAGGUGUGGCCUUGGCUACAAAAAUGUGAUCUCUCAAUGGCUUGCCUAGCUUGCCACAAAGGCCCCUAAAAAGCUUGUGAAGAAGGUACUUGUGUAGACUCUGGCGAAGUUGGAGACCAUGGGUGACCAUGCGUCACAUAUUCUGCAGGUGGUGGACACAAUGAUGGAGAUGAUGAUGGAACUUGAUGAAACAGGUGGAAGGAAGAAGGAAACAGAGGGCUGCCCCAAUGGCAAUGGAUGCAGAUGGAUCCCAACUCUCCCGCUGACACAUGGGACAUUCAAGUGCAUCGUAUUUGCUCACAUCGUGGUUUGCUCGGUUUUUGGGCAGGGGCAUUGCGCAAGCUUAUGGUGAUAGGCUUUCCGGUUUUCCACAGCCUCUGUUACCAGACUCUCACAAUUGCAGCGGCUGAUAUCAUGUGGAAUUGCAGGUUGGCAUGCCCUGACAUAUCUACCGCAUUGAGCUGAAAGCUGAACUCUGGAGUAAACUCUUUGUGUUUGCUGGCUUUGCGGCGCCUGUUUCGCUUCAACUGACACAGCAAAUUUCAGGGAGCAGAUUUCAGAUGUCAAUGGGCUGGCUUCGAUUGGUACAAAAUGUACAAAAUAUUCAUGGAUCUUGAAGGAUUUCCACUACUGGUAGUAGUUGAAAGCAGUUGCACGUUGGAAACAGAACCUAAGGGAGCAGCUACAUCCUGUGAGCUUUCGGGCGCAGUGCUCCUUCAGCUUUGACCCUAUUGAACUCUGAAGGGGCGAUACUUUUUGGAGGACUUUGGAGGCAUUCAAAAAUUGACCAACAUGUUUCACCUUUCCGAGCCGGAAAACGUUGGACUGUCCAGGGUUGAGGCCUGUGAGAGCUAGACACCUGAUUUGGAUGAUUCCGGCACUUUCGAUGUAUGGCAUGCUCGGAAGGUCAACUGGUUGGGGACUGGAGCUCGCCUGGCCUUUCUUGAGCCAAUUUCACAAGGAAGGUGAUGAUAGGGGAUAAUGGUUUGCGAUGGUUGAUAGCCAGAAGAACGGUGUCAUCAUCAGUGUCGUGGUCACUGACAUCCAAAAUGUUGAUCAGUAUCACUCACAUUCAUCGUUGCUGAAGUGGCUGCCCGAAGAGGUGGUAAGCCCCACUGGGACUGGAAACGAUACUGCGCCAGAAACCUCGUGCUUGAAAAAGUCCCAGCGAUGCUGAAAUGAUGAGUUGUGGCAUCAGCAUUGAUUGAUCAUCAAGCCACAGCCGUGAGAUCGACAUUGAGCCGUGACAUGAAUUGCGGAUUGCAAAA